Molecule: messenger RNA, 782 nt
Organism: Leucoraja erinaceus (little skate)
Lineage: Eukaryota; Metazoa; Chordata; Chondrichthyes; Rajiformes; Rajidae
Product: E3 ubiquitin-protein ligase TRIM17-like
Exons: 2
Molecular function (GO): zinc ion binding
Source: RefSeq, a predicted model, not a curated record
CCCCAGGUUGGGAAUCACUGUCCUAGAGAAUCUUUGGUUGGAAGUGGCCAGGACACCUUCACACUGAACACUUGCAGCCGAAUAACAUGCACUGCCCGGGACGGCAGCGAGCGCAGUGGGCACACGCGGUAAUGCGGGGAUUCAGCAACUACACGUCAGUGAAAACAUAUUGAACCAGGGAGAUAAUAAAAUGGCUGCGAAACGCCAGGUCGAGAGUUGGACCGAGGAGGUUGUUUGUCCCAUCUGCAAAGAUUUCUUCACCGAUCCGGUGGCGCUGGACUGCGGACACAACUUCUGCCGCUCCUGCAUCACACAGAGUUGGGACAGGGAGGGGAGAAACUCCUGCCCGGAAUGUAGAGAGGAAUCUGCAAACCGCACCCUCAGGGUGAAUCGGGCCUUGGUUAGACUGUCUGAGAAAGCUCGAACACUGAGCAUGAAUCUCAAAGCGAAGAAAAGCAAACUUCACUGCGAGAAACAUCAGGAAGAACUGAAGCUGUUUUGUAAAACUGACAAGAAACUGAUCUGUUUGAUUUGUGCAACUGCGCGGGAACACAAGUCUCACAGCUUAACGCUGAUAGAAGAAGCAAUUGUAUUCUACAAGGAACAGGUGAAAUCUUCUUUCGAAUCUCUCACAGAAAAGGAAUCAGAGAUCCAGAAAAUGGAGCAGGAACAGAAAAAGAGCAUUUCUGGAGUUCAGGUGAGGCUUUGGGCUAUCGAUGUAAUGUUUUUGUGUGGAUUUGAUGUGUGCAAUAAUUUGGGAGAGAGGGAUGGGAGGAGUGGGA